Molecule: messenger RNA, 885 nt
Organism: Mesocestoides corti
Lineage: Eukaryota; Metazoa; Platyhelminthes; Cestoda; Cyclophyllidea; Mesocestoididae
Source: the annotation of a GenBank genome assembly
AUGAGGCGUCCACAUCAACGCAUUCCGCAUGAUCCCCUUCUAUCCCAUGAUGAAAAAAGCAAUCAGUCAAAGAAGAAAACAUCUUGUUGUGCAUUUACACCAAGCUGGAUUAAAACUUUCCUGAUAUUCUUUACGCUCAUUAUAAUGGUAAUGUUUUUGGAUUCUUUUAUGGUUCAGGCUAUUGCUUUAGCUUUUAUAGGCUUGGGUGCAUAUUUUACGGUUACUCGAAAUUCGUAUUUGCCAAUGCUCCUGGGUGAAUUGGCUUACAUAAACAACUAUUUGCUCAUCGGAAUUGGAAUUUUAUUGUCUGUUGUAUGCAUCUUUGGUCUUGUGGCAAUUUCAAACAAUGACCCAGCUGUCCUAAAAGUGUACGCCAUCAUUCUAGCUGUUGCCCUCGUUUUACAAUUUGCUGCUGCAGCUGCUGCUUUGUCGUACUAUAGAUUUGCCUAUGAUUGGAACGCUGAUGCGCUCGUCUGGAAAAUGAAGAACAAGUACCAUCUCGGAGAUUCUUUUGUGAUGCGUGCUAUUGACGAUCUCCAAAAGCAAUAUCGUUGUUGUGGGGCCAGAAAUUACCGUGAUUGGCAUGGAACUGAGUUUGAAAUUGCCUCUAAGAUACAGGGAGUGGACAAUUCUACGCAACCAACUAUCGUUCCUAAUUCUUGUUGCAUUGGUCCUCAUGCAGACUGUGGCAAGAUAAUACAUCCCUCAAAUAUUUAUUACAAGGGCUGCAUGUCAACGAUUACAGACGAGUUAAACUCCACACUGUUCGUCAUUUGCGUUGUCCUAUUUGCUCUCGCCGUCGUGGAGGUGAGUGUGCUGCAUCUUUACACCUUCCAAUCUUUAGGCUUUUUCAGAUUGUCUAUCGUACAGGGGGUGUUUGGCUGA